Eucalyptus grandis is the source of this 1453-nucleotide messenger RNA. RefSeq names its product 3-oxoacyl-[acyl-carrier-protein] reductase 4. Gene Ontology annotation, molecular function: NAD binding; 3-oxoacyl-[acyl-carrier-protein] reductase (NADPH) activity. The coding region runs from base 217 to 1173 and encodes 318 amino acids. The transcript is spliced from 11 exons. Lineage: Eukaryota; Viridiplantae; Streptophyta; Magnoliopsida; Myrtales; Myrtaceae. The record is from RefSeq and is a predicted model, not a curated record. Gene Ontology annotation, biological process: fatty acid biosynthetic process.
CUUCGUUUCCAUCGCCACCCGCGGGCGCAUUCCGGACCUCCCGAGGCUCCCCUCCCUCGCAUUUAUAUCUCUCCAACUUCUUCUUCUUCUCCACCGCCCCGACCAUUUUCAUUUCCGGCUCCGUCCUCUCCUCCUCCUCCGCCGCCGCUGCCGCCGCUGCCGCCGCUGCCGCCGCAUUCGAUUCGGGCGCCGCCGCGACCUCUCGCCGGAUCUCCGAUGGCCGCCGUCGCCGGAUCGAGCGUCGCCGCUCUCCCCUCGGGCCGGCUCGAGAGCUCCGGCGGUCGGAGUCUCGGGCUCCCGCGGCGGAAUGUGAGCCCGGUGCUCGGCGGAGCCCGGCCGAGUCGGCUUCUCCGGAGCCUGCCGUCUCUCCGGUGCCGAAGCGGGAGCUCCAUCGCCGGUGUAAGAGCUCAGGUUGCCACUGUUGCUCAAAACGUAGAAUCACCGGUCGUCAUAGUUACCGGAGCCUCCAGGGGUAUUGGUAAAGCCGUUGCAUUAACACUGGGUAAAGCAGGUUGCAAGGUCCUAGUAAAUUAUGCCAGAUCAUCAAAGGAAGCCGAUGAAGUGGUCAAAGAGAUUGAGGCAUGUGGUGGUCAAGCUCUUACUUUUGGUGGGGAUGUUUCAAAAGAGGCUGAUGUCGAAGCUAUGAUUAAGACUGCAGUGGAUGCAUGGGGAACUGUGGAUGUAUUGAUUAACAAUGCGGGGAUCACUCGUGAUGGGUUAUUGAUGAGAAUGAAGAAAGCCCAAUGGCAGGAGGUCAUUGAUUUGAAUCUGACUGGUGUUUUCCUCUGCAUUCAGGCAGCAGCUAAAAUUAUGAUGAAGAAGAAAAAGGGAAGAAUAGUAAACAUUGCAUCAGUUGUUGGCCUCGUGGGUAAUGUUGGGCAGGCCAACUACAGUGCUGCAAAAGCGGGGGUUAUUGGCCUAACGAAGACUGUAGCCAAAGAAUAUGCAAGCCGAAACGUCAAUGUUAAUGCUAUUGCUCCGGGGUUCAUUGCAUCUGAUAUGACUGCCAAACUUGGGGAGGAAGUUGAAAAGAAAAUCUUGGAGGAUAUUCCGUUAGGAAGGUACGGAAAGCCAGAAGAAGUUGCUGGACUGGUGGAAUUUUUGGCCAUCAACCCUGCAGCCAGCUACAUUACGGGACAGGUCUUCCCAAUAGAUGGUGGAAUCGUCAUGUAGAGUAUCAUAUCUACUUUGUUGAAGCCUGAAUAGAACUUCCAAUUGCAGAGCUUAGUCUACACAGCAGCGAUUCACAAGUGACCGGUGGUAUGACAUUAGAGCCUAUGUUGAAAACUUUUAUUACUAAGGAUGGACAAUAAGAGGUUUUUGUGGCAAGUUUUUUAUAUUAUCAGCUGUAAUUGAUCACACAGAAUCAUUUGUCAUGUACUUGUUCAUGAAAUGCCAUUGUAUGGUCCUUUUUAGCACGAUCAGGAAAUUAUGAUUUGCAGUGUUGAAUUCA